This is a messenger RNA of Capra hircus (goat), 2475 nucleotides long. It is a transcript of the gene ACTR8, whose product is annotated as ARP8 actin-related protein 8 homolog. Gene Ontology annotation, cellular component: Ino80 complex. Gene Ontology annotation, biological process: double-strand break repair; regulation of DNA-templated transcription. Bases 146 to 2020 code for a protein of 624 amino acids. The record is from RefSeq and is a predicted model, not a curated record. The transcript has 13 exons. Lineage: Eukaryota; Metazoa; Chordata; Mammalia; Artiodactyla; Bovidae.
GCCCUUCCGCCUUCCCGGAAGCCUCUGGGCCGACGCCUGGCGGCCUCCUUGUCUGUAAGCAGCGGGAUCGUCUGCGCUGAGACCAGUUUUCUGGCAUUCGCGUCGCGUCCCUGAAGCUAGAGACUGAGGGGCGUCGGCGGCCGACAUGACCCAGGCGGAGAAGGGAGAGGCGGAGAACGGGAAGGAGAAGGGCGGGGAGAAGGAGAAGGAGCAGCGCGGGGUGAAGCGACCUAUCGUGCCCGCGCUGGUGCCGGAGUCGCUGCAGGAGCAAAUCCAGAGCAACUUCAUUGUUGUCAUACAUCCAGGUUCCACAACUCUGAGGAUUGGUCGAGCCACAGACACACUUCCUGCUAGCAUUCCUCACGUCAUUGCACGAAGACACAAGCAACAGGGGCAGCCACUGUACAAGGACAGCUGGCUGCUGAGAGAGGGACUAAACAAACCUGAAAGUAACGAACAAAGGCAAAAUGGCCUUAAAAUGGUGGAUCAAGCAAUAUGGUCUAAAAAGAUGUCAAAUGGUACAAGACGGAUUCCUGUGUCCCCUGAGCAGGCACGUUCCUACAACAAGCAGAUGCGACCCGCGAUUUUAGAUCACUGCUCUGGAAAUAAAUGGACAAACACAUCUCAUCACCCUGAGUUUUUGGUGGGAGAAGAGGCCCUGUAUGUUAAUCCUUUGGACUGUUAUAAUAUUCACUGGCCUAUCAGAAGAGGUCAGUUAAAUAUUCACCCAGGACCUGGGGGCUCUCUUACAGCUGUUCUGGCAGAUAUUGAAGUAAUAUGGUCUCAUGCAAUACAAAAAUACUUGGAAAUCCCGCUGAAAGAUUUAAAGUAUUAUAGAUGUAUCUUGUUAAUUCCUGAUAUCUAUAAUAAACAGCAUGUGAAAGAAUUAGUGAAUAUGAUCCUAAUGAAGAUGGGUUUUUCAGGGAUUGUGGUCCAUCAGGAGUCUGUGUGUGCCACCUUUGGAAGUGGCUUGAGCAGCACAUGUGUUGUAGACGUCGGAGACCAGAAGACAAGUGUGUGCUGUGUGGAGGAUGGAGUCUCUCAUCGGAACACUCGGCUCUGUCUGGCAUAUGGUGGAUCUGAUGUGUCAAGAUGCUUUUACUGGCUGAUGCAGCGAGCUGGUUUCCCUUACAGAGAAUGCCAGUUAACAAAUAAAAUGGAUUGCCUCCUUCUGCAGCACCUUAAAGAAACUUUUUGUCAUUUGGAUCAGGACAUCUCUGGGCUUCAGGACCAUGAGUUUCAGAUUCGACAUCCAGAUUCCCCUGCCCUUCUUUACCAGUUUCGAUUGGGAGAUGAAAAACUCCAGGCUCCAAUGGCUUUGUUUUAUCCAGCAACUUUUGGAAUCGUUGGACAGAAAAUGACAACUUUACAGCACAGAUCCCAGGGUGACCCUGAGGAUCCUCACGAUGAACAGUACCUGCUGGCCACGCAGAGCAAGCAGGAACAGUCUGCAAAAGCUACUGCUGACCGGAAGUCUGCAUCCAAACCCAUUGGAUUCGAAGGGGACCUUCGUGGCCAGUCCUCUGACCUUCCAGAAAGACUGCAUUCCCAGGAGGUGGAUCUGGGACCCUCCCAGGGAGACUGUUUGAUGGCUGGCAAUGAUUCUGAGGAGGCUCUCACCGCACUGAUGUCCAGGAAGACUGCCAUCUCGUUGUUUGAAGGGAAAGCCCUGGGCCUGGAUAAAGCCAUCCUCCAUAGCAUAGACUGCUGUUCAUCUGAUGAAACCAAAAAGAAGAUGUACAGCUCCAUCCUGGUGGUGGGAGGUGGUUUGAUGUUUCAUAAAGCCCAGGAAUUUCUGCAGCACAGAAUUCUCAAUAAAAUGCCACCUUCAUUCAGGCGAAUUAUUGAAAAUGUAGAUGUGAUCACAAGGCCCAAGGACAUGGAUCCCCGGCUGAUUGCCUGGAAAGGGGGGGCAGUGUUGGCUUGUUUGGAUACCACACAGGAACUGUGGAUUUAUCAGAGAGAGUGGCAGCGCUUUGGCGUCCGCAUGCUACGAGAGCGAGCUGCUUUUGUGUGGUGAAAUGGACAGAAAAGUCGCUGUUGGAGACCAGCACAAACCUUGUGGUAUAAAAGACUUAGUAUAAUUUAUUGACUUAGGUGCGUUAAAGUUUCAUGAAAAUAAAUGAAUCUUAACUUUUUCUUGUUGAACACAUUACAUUGGUGUAAAAAAAUAGCUGCUUUUGUAGUCAGGACAUUUGAGAAUAAAUAUGAACUUAGUCUUCCGUGGUGAAUUUUCCUGCUCUUCCUCGGGGGUCUCAGACUCCCAGUGAUGUCCAUUGCUGCAGUAGAGUGUUUCUCGGGUGGUGAAGCCCUUCCUCUAGGUUGACUUCUGAGUGUUAGGCAGUCUCAGGUACCCAUGAGGGUGGGUGUGUGAAUGUGGCCCUGAAUUGUGAGAUGUGUCUGGUUACACGUUUUCCCUCUUGUAUAGCAUAGAUGUAUGUCAUGACUUGUAUAUGCUGCUAAAAUUCCUUAGGG